Messenger RNA from Lepisosteus oculatus (spotted gar), 3178 nucleotides. The record is from RefSeq and is a predicted model, not a curated record. NCBI's taxonomy places the organism in Eukaryota, Metazoa, Chordata, Actinopteri, Semionotiformes, Lepisosteidae.
CUUUUGCCGUUUUCAAACCCUGGUUUCGCUAUCGUACAGGAAGUCUUGCCUGCAGCUGUCGUAAAAGUGCGGACACCGUGCAUAUUAUCGCCCGCUGCACAGCUCUUUCGCGUGCUCGGGGCAGCUAAAGCUGUACCAAACCAAAAACAAACAAACAAACAAAAAAAAAACCUUCAAAAUGUGACACCGCACCACUCCACACGACCGCCCGCAAUGAAGCCCAGGAGAGACCAGGGCACGAUUCUGCGAGGUGCGUUUUAAGGCGUUGGAGACGCAGCAGGACGGGUCUUCCCAUCUCCUUCUACCGCAGCAGAAGACUCCUCCGCGCUGCGACCGGGCUGUUGGAAACGGGCGCUGGUUUGGGAACCCGGCGGCGGCGGACGGAGAGAUCAGGGGUUCUGAUUCUGAUGUGACCAGGAGUUCGUUAACCUGGGUCGACACCAGCAGCAGCUGCCGGGCGGGGCAGUGCGGCAGAUACCUCUGCCCUCGCCGAGAGCGGUGCCCCAUCGUGCGCAAAUCGAGGGCUGAGUAGUCGGCGUGUUAUUUUUAGAGUUCGGAAAGUCCCCUCUUGCUACUCCCACUGCUUACAUCUCUGCCCCCCCAUUUCACGGGUGUCACGACGGAAAUCUCAAACUUAAGUGAAUUAGACAUUUUUAACAGAAUAAAAAAAAAAGCCCGAGGUUUUUUUUUUUAAAAAAAAAAACAACCAACACAUCUGAUCGAGAUGUAAGCAUUCUGUAGGACAUGGCGGAAAGAAAACGGCUCCCCCAGUCUCUUGAAGACAGCAACCUGACCAAAGCGCUCUUUCUGAGGCAAAACAUCGCCGCAGAUCUGAGGAGGCAGAGGAGAUCCAAGCCUGCGGUCCAUCACCUCGACACACUACACCCUUACAGCGUGCACCUGAGCGACUGCAGCGCGUCCAGGCCGCGAAUCGCGGAGAUCGUCAGCGAGUCGCUGUUUGAUCUGCAGCUCAGGAGACACCUGGCAGACAGCGGGUGCGAGCAAGCGAGCACCCUCUCGCCUCUGAGGAACAGCGGGGAAAACAACAGCCUUCUGGAUGCUGUCUCCCUGUACAUGUGGGGGGUACGCGACAGUGACUUGGUGCUGAGAACCGCUCUCUAUAACACUAUGGACGAAAGUAGCCCCGCUGAGCUGAACAUAGCCGCACACCGGACUGGGAGACCCGGAGGAUCUAGCGACCAGCGCGUCGCCUCUCACGCAGCGCUGGGCAGUGAAGAAUGGGAGAGAAUCGUGAGAUUGGUGGACCCCAAAUCUGAAGGUGUGGCACCUAUGGCAAAUUCGUACCUAGACAUCUACCUUUUCGUUUUGGCUAAUGUCAUCCGGAGGCCAAUCAUAGUGUUGGGUGGCAACACAAAGGAAGUGACUCCUGACACGUCCGAGUCAGUCCAAGGGCCUGCGGGGAUUUAUCUGCCUCUGCUGUGGGAUGUGGAGAAGUGUUACCACUUUCCUGUGGUCCUGGGAUGUGUGUAUCCAUACAGCUGUUUUGCCCCACUGGUGGACUUCAGUGCUCCCGGGCAAGAAACUGAGAUCCUGCCUCUGGUAACGCACACCAAGAAUGGCCCCAAAGACAUGUCUGUUCAUUUUCUUCCUGAAUGUGAAGAGACAACGAAGCAAAUAUGUCUUCAGAAUUACCUGCAGCUGACAGCUGUUUCUGUUGGAAAGAGCACUGUCCCUGCGACCAGGUUGAAAGGUAAUAACCUGCCAGAAAACCUCAACUUGGUCCAGGACUAUUUUAGGUUGGUGAAUUACGUGUGCGGCCAGCUGAGCCAGGGAGCAGAAGGCGCGCAGGCCGGCGGCAGGGAGCAGGGGAACAGAUCCACUUCUCCGAGUUUCUCCAUCACCAGAGACAAGUGCAUCACAGAGCACUGCCUCUACUUUGCCUCCAAGCUCACCUGGCCGUUCUGCCAUGAGUGCAGUGAGCUCUCAAACUGCAAAGACACACCCUCCAUGGCCCCUCAUCCUCGACACAGGGCUGGGAAGCAGGAGACAAGGGAAUACAGCUCAGGCAGCUCAUUUUACGGAGACAGACCCUCGAAAGUGCAGCUGCCCGCGGGGCCGGCGUCCGCCCCCUCGGGACACACCCCUGCCCCGGACCCCAAGAGCCAGCAGCACAGGAGCAACGCCGGCCAUCUUGGCCAGGCAGCGGCACGGCUCGACGCCCUCGAGCCGAAGACGGGGGCGUGCCCGCACCCGCGCACGGAGGGGGGCGAGGCGAGGGAGGCCCGGCGCCCCGGAGCCCAGAAGGACCCGGCGGCGGCCGGGCCCGUGGACCUGCUGUGCGGGCGGUGCAUCGCUUGCAAGAGGGAGACGCGGACGUUCAACGGGCUGUGCUUCGACUGCCUGCAGAGGAAGGCGCAGGCGGCGGAGCCCCGGGAGGCCCGCCUGGCGCAGGCGCUGGCGCCGGGGUGGCAGGGCGCGGGCUCUCGGGGCCAGCAGCCGCCCGGAGAGCGAUGCAUUACGCCCGGGUGCGUGUACUUCGGGACUGAGCAGCACUCCGGCUACUGCACCGUCUGCUACUGCAGCCGGGGCCUUCCCCUUCCGGAGCCCCCGGGCUGCGAGGCCGACAGACAGCAGGCCCCGGCUGGCCAGCCGCCUCAGAUCGCCUCCACCCUCAGGAACAUGCCCAAGUGCCGCGCAGCCGGCUGCGGCAUGCUGGGAAACCCCAGCUUCGACGGCUUCUGUGAGAAGUGCUUCCUGACCCACAGCAGACGGGCAGCGCAGUCCAGACAGACGCUGGCUCUGGCUAAACAAGAGCCCCUACAUGAAAGGCUGCAGGAGUCGGCCUGUGGGGAGAUGAGAGAAGGUCCCUCUGGUCCAUCAGGCAAAGCCCAGGCUGCUGCUGCACUGGACAGAAGGCCCUGCAGGCACAGAAGCUGUCCGAACUUCGGCAACAGCAGAUGUGAAGGAUACUGCAAUCACUGUUAUAAAAAGUACCAGAAGUAAGUUGAACCUGAGAGUCAUCAUGGUAUGUGAGUGAUUACGAAUGUAGCAACCACCAUAAGGCACUUUAAAAUGAAACUCUGUAUAAAAUCUGUAUAUAUACUGGAAAGCAUUGUACACUUUGCUUCUGUAUAGCAUAACCUCAUUGACUUCAUGCAUACCUCGUUUCUCAUUUUUGUUAGAGAACGUUUUUUGUAAAUAAAGUCCUCUGCUUAAA